UGUAGUAUAAUAAAUCAUAAGACACUUGUUCUUUGCUUUGUUUUAUUUGUAGAAGUAUAAAUCAGCCUCUAGUGCAGCCACUGGUCUCAGAGUGUUGACAGCAGAGUAGAUUUUAAUCUCAGAUUUUAAGCGGGCUGAGGUAAAAGAUGGGGACUGAAGCUCCAUAUAUGGCCACUUCCAAAUUUGAGUAAAAAUCACCAUUAAAAGGAAGCUUGUAUGAUUUAAAAACAAAAUAAAUGUAAACAUUUUCAAGCUUAAAAAAAAAGUCUAAAUGUUCCUGCUAUUCUUUCACAAUUUAAUAAGAAGUCAUUAGUAAAGUCCUUCAUUCUCUAUCACUUUCAGAUCAGGGUAAGUAUGAAUGGCACACUGGAGAAGGGGGCUCAUCACCAGGCCCUCGACCUCUCUGAAGAGCUCCCAACCAACAGCCAUCAUCACCAUCACAAUCACACCAGUCUCCUACACACAAACUCCUUGGCCUCCACUGUGCAAGCCGGGACCCCAGUAGGUGGGUCUGGAGUGGUUGUACCGCCACCUUACUCUGCUGCGGAGGCUAGGAGAGGUGAAGCUCCGCUGGAGCUCCGGGGCUCUCUGGACUGCUGGGCGUGUUCAGUGCUUGUGACAGCGCAGAACCUGGUGAUCACAGUGAUCAACGCCUGCCUGGCCGGGCUGGUUUUCGGGCUCAUCCUCAGUCCUGCUAUUGUCAUGGUGGUGUUCGGCUUCAUCUGUCAUUCAACGGUGCGCCCACAGGGUUCAUCUCUGUACUGCUCGGAUCUACUGACUGAUGGUGGAUGUGUGGCUCUGCUGGUUGUGGGUUUCUUGCUAGUGACUCCACUCCUGGUUCUGGCCUUGGCUGCGUACUGCCGGCUUGCUCGUCACCUUCAGCUGGGUCUGUGUUUUAUUCCGUACAGUCGUGCCGUCUACAGGAACCUUCCAGCUACCCAGCACCGUGGCCUGACAGGAGGCUGCUGUGGACAGCAAUCUGGGAAAGGAGAAAGGAAGGGGAAAGUGUGGGUGUAAAGGGAAGGACUAUACUUCUGUUGUACUGGAGAUUUGGAAUGUUGUUUAAAAACACACUACACAUUAUAGACCAAAACUCCCCACAUAAAAAAUAUUAAAAUCUUUAUGACAGAUAAAGGGAGGCAAGAUAUCUGAUUUACAUAUUUUGAAGCCAGAUACAGCAUCUGUCAAUUUCUGAUGCUUUAUAUUUAAUGCAAUUGUUAUAGCACAAUCAAAUUCAUAUACGCAAAAAUAAUGUGCAUGUACAUCUAUUUGUAUAACAAAAACUAUUCACCUUAUAAAAUUAUUGGCAUAUUUUUCUUGAGACAGUCAAAAAACUAUUUUGUUAAUUUUUCUUAUAACAUGUACAGUGUAUUUUCUGUUUCUUUAGAUGUUACAUUAAAUACUAAUCAUUAAAUACUGUAAUUUCACAGAGCUGAUGGGCUGCUCUCCUUAUUUUGUACAAGAUUUAUUUAGACAAAAUAAAGAUUAAAGACAAAAUG
Cyprinus carpio (common carp) is the source of this 1499-nucleotide messenger RNA. Its product is annotated as transmembrane protein 88-like. Gene Ontology annotation, molecular function: PDZ domain binding. Gene Ontology annotation, cellular component: plasma membrane. Lineage: Eukaryota; Metazoa; Chordata; Actinopteri; Cypriniformes; Cyprinidae. The record is from RefSeq and is a predicted model, not a curated record.